This is a messenger RNA of Oryzias melastigma (Indian medaka), 812 nucleotides long. RefSeq names its product leukocyte immunoglobulin-like receptor subfamily B member 1. The transcript has 3 exons. NCBI's taxonomy places the organism in Eukaryota, Metazoa, Chordata, Actinopteri, Beloniformes, Adrianichthyidae. Gene Ontology annotation, molecular function: transmembrane signaling receptor activity. Bases 1 to 594 code for a protein of 197 amino acids. The record is from RefSeq and is a predicted model, not a curated record. Gene Ontology annotation, biological process: cell surface receptor signaling pathway.
AUGGAGAUCAGUGACCCAAUCAUCAUUGAUGCGGGCAAAGCUAAACUGACAGCAGGAACAACAACUACUGUGUCAGUAGGAGACAGAGUGACACUGAUCUGCUCUGUGGAGAAAUCUACUGGUUGGAAAUAUGAGUGGUUCAGAGGAACCUCAUAUUUAUCUGAAUACAGAAUAAAUGGUGGAGAAAAUGGAGAAAUCAGAGUCUCACAAGGAGGAAUCUACAGAUGCAGAGGAUUUAGAGGAGAACCAGCCAUCUACUCUGAUACCAGUGAUGAAGUCAACAUUUACAUAACCUUUCCCAACAAAGUCAUCGUGACACAGAAACCCAGCUGGUCUCAGAUGUUCAGAGGAGAGACGAUCACUCUGACAUGUGAGGUUCAGGGAGGUGAAGGAGUUCAGUGGGAGUAUCAAUGGAGAACUCCUCAGUCACAGAGAUACAGGACUAACAGGAAAGACUGGACUAUCACAGCUUCCAUCAGUGGAGAAUACAGCUGUAAGAGCAGAUCCACAUAUGAUUCAUAUUCUUCAACAAACUGGAGUGAAGCUCUAAAAUUAUCUGUUUCAGGUAAGAAUGUCAUUUUUAACCAAAUGUAAAAUUAUUUUUGUUUUCUUUUGCCUUUAACAAAAAUGACCAUUAGAGCUUGGAGACAUUCUACUGUUAACUAUGUGAACUAUUUUUUAAAUAAACAAAAAUAUAAGUUUAAUCAAUACCAAUAAGGCCAAAAAAUUAUUCAGUAAAAUAUAGUUUUGUUACAACAUUCAAAAAGCACAACAUUAUAAAAAUUCAUUAGAACUUAAAAGAAAAUGAAGUU